ACAAGUGGACCUCCAGCAAGUUCUGCACAACCAGCUGUGUGUGAUGAGUGGCCACACCUCUCCUCUGCUUGACAUCCUGGUCACCGACAGCACAGAGGAGGCCAGCAUCGCCCAAACCAUGACAGCCAUGCCAGGAGCUAGCACACCCUCUGGGCUCCACGCUGAAGCAGCGCCGUCUUCCCAGGCCAGAAGCAUAGCUGGGGUGUACGUGGAGGCCUCAGGCCAGGCCCAGAGCUUCUACACUGCCAUGAGGCAGGGCCUCCUGCCUGCUGGCCUUGGGCUGGCUCUGCUGGAGGCCCAGGCAGCCACUGGGGGCCUUGUGGACCCUGCCCAGGGCCACCUGCUCCCUGUGUCCGAGGCCCUGCGGCAAGGCCUGGUGGGGCUGGAGCUAAAGGAGAAGCUGCUGGCCGCUGAGUGUGCGGUCACUGGCUACCCAGACCCCUAUGGGGGUGAGAAACUGUCGCUCUUUCAGGCCAUUGGGAAGGAGGUUGUGGACAGGGCUCUGGGGUGGAGCUGGCUAGAGGCCCAGCUGGCCACAGGGGGCCUGGUGGACCCUGCCCGGGGCAUUCGAGUGGCCGCAGAACCAGCCUGCCAGCAGGGCCUCCUGGAUCAGGAGACAUGGCACAGCCUGUUGGAGCUCGAGCCCAGCACAGGGGUCCCAGGCUUCCUCGACCCCAACACACUGGAGCGGCUGACAUAUCGCGAGCUGCUGGAGAGGUGCGUACAGGCCCCUGGCUUGGGGCUGGCCCUGCUGCCUGUCAAGGUCACCUUCCGCUCCUUGGGCGGGGCAGUGAGUGCGGCUGAGCUCCUGAAGGCUGGCAUCCUGGACAAGCAGACCGUCCAGCGCCUUCAGGAGGGCAGGUUAGCUGUGGCAGAUGUGAGCGGGCGCGCCGAGGUACAGCGCUACCUGGAGGGUACUGGCAGCGUGGCAGGGGUCGUCAUAUUGCCUGAAGGCCUCAAGAAGAGCUUUUUCCAGGCCACUGCCGAGCACCUGCUCCCAAUGGGCACCGCACUCCCACUUCUGGAGGCUCAAGCUGCCACCCACGCCCUGGUGGAUCCAGCCACAGGCCAGCGGCUGUGGGUGGAUGAGGCGGUCAGGAUGGGCUUGGUCGGCCCAGAGCUGCACGAGCCGCUCCUGGUGGCAGAGCAGGCUGUGACAGGGUACCACGACCCCUUCAGCAGCACCCGAAUCUCCCUCUUCCAGGCCAUGAAGAAGGAGCUAGUGGACAGGCCACUGGCGCUACGGCUCCUGGAUGCGCAGCUGGCCACAGGCGGGUUAGUCUGUCCAGCCCGCAGGCUCCGGCUGCCCCUGGAGGCCGCCCUGCGCUCUGGCUGCCUGGACGAGGCCACUCAACAGUUGCUCUCGAAGGCAGCUGGCUUCACGGACCCCAGCACGCACCGGAGACUGCACUAUGGGCAGUUGCUGGCCCAUUGUGUCACUGACCCUGAGACAGGCCUCGCCUUCUUGCCCCUCCCAGGGGGGCCCAGUGGAGAGAAGCCCCAGGGACCCCCAUUCAUUGAGCACUGCACUCGGCAGGCCUUGAGCGAGGCUGUGACCACCAUCUCCAUGGGGAGGUUCCAGGGCCGACCCGUUACUCUCUGGGAGCUGCUCUUCUCCGAGGCAGUCCCCGUGGAGCAGAGGGUGACACUGGCCCAGCGGCACCAGGAAGGGACCCUGUCGGUAGAGGAGCUGGCUGCUGGGUUGAAAGUUACCAUUGAACAGGCUGCAGCCAAUGCCAAGGUCACCUUUGCUGGGUUGAGGGACACUGUGACACCAGGAGAGCUGCUGAGAGCCAAGAUCAUUGGCCAGGACCUGUAUGAGCAGCUGGAACGAGGACAGACCACGGCCCAGGAUGUGAGCAGCCUGGACUCGGUGCAGAGGUACCUGCAGGGUACGGGCUGCAUUGCUGGCCUGCUGCUGCCCGGCUCCCAGGAGCGGCUCAGCAUCUACGAGGCCCGCGGUAAGGGGCUCCUCAGACCUGGCACCGCCCUUAUCCUUCUUGAGGCACAGGCUGCUACUGGCUUCAUCAUUGACCCCAAAGAAAACAAGAGACACUCUGUUGAGGAGGCUCUGAGGGCUGGUGUUAUCGGGCCCGAUGUGUACAUGAAGCUGCAGUCAGCCGAGCGCGCUGUCACCGGCUACACCGACCCCUACACUGGGGAGCAGAUCUCCCUCUUCCAGGCCAUGCAGAGGGACCUCAUUGUGCAGGACCAUGGCAUCCGCCUGCUGGAGGCCCAGAUCGCCACGGGCGGGGUCAUUGACCCCGUGCACAGCCACCGCCUGCCUGUGGACGUAGCCUACCAGCGAGGCUACUUCGACCAGACCCUGAAUUCGAUCCUGUUAGACCCCUCUGACGACACCAAGGGCUUUUUCGACCCCAACACACAUGAGAACCUCACGUACCUGCAGCUGCUGGAGCGCUGUGUGCGCGACUCCGAGACAGGCCUAUACCUGCUGCCGCUCCGCAGUGCACAGCCCCAGCUGGUGGAUGGGGCCACCCGGCAGGCCCUCCAGAAGCUGCUGCUGUCUGUGAAGUAUGGGCGGUUCCAGGGGCAGAGGGUCUCCGCGUGGGAGCUAAUCAACUCGGAAUACUUCAGCGAGGACCAGAGGAGGCAGCUGCUGCGGCAGUACCGGCUGCGCAAGGUCACGCAGGAGCAGGUCAAGUACCUGAUGGAGGCAGCAUCAUGGAGGCAGGCAGACAUCAUGCUGCCUGCACUGCAGGGCCGUGUCAGCGCCUACCAGCUCCUGGAGGCCCACAUCAUGGACCAGCAGCUCCUGGACCAAGUGCUGGUGCGGACAGUCAGCCCCGAGGCCCUCCUCCACAUGGACAACAUCCGCAGGUUCCUGCGUGGCUCCGGUGCCGUGGGGGGCGUGCUGCUGCAGCCUUCCAACAAGCGGCUCAGCCUCUACCAGGCCAUGAAGCAGAAGCUGCUGCGACACAGCGUGGCCCUGGCUCUGCUGGAGGCUCAGGCAGCCACUGGUGCCAUUGUGGACCCUUGCAGUCUGGAGACACUCUCAGUGGAUGAGGCCGUGCGCAGGGGCGUGGUAGGGCCAGAGCUAUGUGGCAGGCUGAGGAGGGCCGAGGGUGCUGUCACUGGCUUCAGAGACCCCUUCUCUGGGAAGCGGGUGUCCCUGUUCCAGGCCAUGAGGAAGGGCCUUGUCCCUUUGGAGCAAGCUGCCCGCCUCCUAGAGGCCCAGGUGGCCACAGGAGGGAUCAUUGACCCUGCAGGCCACCUACACCUCCCCAUGCCAGUGGCCAUCCAGCGUGGCUGCAUUGACCAAGAAAUGGAGAUAGCUGUGUCCAGUGCCUCUGAGACCUUCCCCACACUAGACAGCCAGGGACACACUAGCUAUGCCCAGCUCCUGGAGCAGUGUGCCCAGGACGAGGCCUCUGGCCUUCACCUCCUGCCCCUGCCAGAAAGUGCUCCCACCAUCCCCACCGACGAGCAGGUCCAGGAGACCUUACAGGCCACACCGGGGACAGAGGAUGGCAUGUCCCUCUGGGACCUGCUUGGCUCCUGCCACUUCACUGAGGAGCAGCGGAGGGGCUUCCUGGAGGACGUCCGGGAGGGGAGAACCACCGUGCCACAGUUGCAGGCAGCUGUGCAGAAGUGGGUGCAGGGGGCCAAGCUCCUGGCCCAGGCCCAUGUCACGGUGCCUGGCCCGCGGGGUGAGGUCCCCGCUGUCUGGCUGCUGGAUGCCGGCAUCAUCACCCAGGAGACCCUCGAGGCACUGGCUCGAGGCACACAGUUGCCCACCGAGGUGGCUGAGCAGCCGGCGGUGAAGGCCUGCUUGUGGGGCACGGGCUGUGUGGCCGGCAUGUUGCUGCAGCCCUCCGGGGCCAAGGUCAGCAUUGCUCAGGCUGUGAAGGAUGGCAUCCUGCCUGCAGGCCUGGGCCAGAGGCUGCUGGAGGCCCAGGUAGCAUCUGGAUCCCUUGUUGACCCUCUUACCAACCAGAGACUGUCAGUGGAGGAUGCAGUGAAGGCUGGCCUAGUGGGCAGGGAGCUGAGUGAGCCGCUCCAGCAGGCAGAAAGGGCUGCAGCUGGGUACACAGACCCCUACUCAGGGAGCUCCCUCUCUCUGUGGCAGGCCAUGGAGAAGGGGCUUGUGCCCCAGAGCGAGGGCUUUCCUCUCUUGCAGGCACAGCUGGCCACUGGGGGUGUGGUGGACCCUGUCCAUGGGGUGCACCUGCCCCAGGCAGUGGCCUGCAGGCUCGGCCUCCUGGACGAGCAGACGGGCCAGGCACUGACCGUGACAGAUGCAGACAACAAGUUCUUCUUCGACCCCAAUACGAGGGACAAGGUAACAUACCAGCAGCUCAAGGAGCGCUGCCUGCUGGAUGCUGAGACCGGCCUCUGCCUGCUACCGUUCCCUGAGAACAGAGUGCUGGAGGUGGAUGACCACACCGCCGUAGCCUUGAGGGCCAUGAAGGUGCCUGUCAGCAUGGGGAGGUUUCAAGGCUGCAGCGUGUCGCUCUGGGACCUGCUGUGCUCUGAGUACAUUGGCCCUGACAAGCGACGGGAGCUGGUAGCACUCUGCCGGUCUGGGAGGGCUGCAGCACUGCGGCAGGUGGUCAGUGCAGUUACUGCCCUGGUGGAGGCUGCAGAGGGGCAGCCCCCGCAGGCCACCUUCACAGGGCUCCGGAAGCAGGUGUCAGCCCGGGACUUGUUCAGGUCCCAGCUGAUCACCAAGAAGACACUGGAUGAGCUGCAGCAGGGGAAGAAGACCGUGCAGGAGGUCAUGCAGACAGAUAGUGUGCGGCAGUCCCUGGAGGGAGGCAACUUCAUCGCCGGGGUCCUCAUCCAGGCCACCAAGGAGAGGCUGAGCAUCCCAGAGGCCCUGAGAAGGCACAUCCUGCGGCCUGGCACAGCCCUGGUACUGCUGGAGGCACAGGCGGCCACUGGCUUCAUCAUCGACCCUGUGAAGAACCGGAAGCUGACUGUGGAGCAGGCAUUCGAGGCAGGAAUGUUUGGCAGAGAAACCUAUGUGAAGCUUCUGUCAGCCGAGCGCGCCGUCACCGGCUACACCGACCCCUACACCGGGGAGCAGAUCUCCCUCUUCCAGGCCAUGCAGAAGGACCUCAUCGUGCGCGACCACGGCAUCCGCCUGCUGGAGGCCCAGAUCGCCACGGGUGGUAUUAUCGACCCCGUGCACAGCCACCGCCUGCCUGUGGAUGUGGCCUACCAGCGUGGCUACUUCGACAAGGAAAUGAACUGCAUCCUGGAGGACCCAAGCGAUGACACCAAGGGCUUCUUUGACCCCAACACACAUGAGAACCUCACGUACCUGCAGCUGCUGGAGCGCUGUGUGGAGGACCCUGAGACAGGCCUGUACCUGCUACAAAUUGUAAAGAAAGGAGAAACCUACAUGUACAUUGAUGAGACCACAAGGCAGGUUCUGCGAUCUAGGACUCUAAAAAUGCACGUGGGCAGGUUUGCCAACCAGACAGUGUCUCUCUGGGACCUGCUGUCCUCAGCAUACUUCUCAGACGACAGGAAGCGUGAGCUUGUGCGGGACUAUGGAGCUCGGGACAGGGGCCUGGAGGAACUGUCAGAGGUCAUUACCAUGGCCAUCGAAGAGGCAGAAGAGCAGAACAAAGCCAUCAAGGUGGCAGCCAUCAGGGGGGACACGACAGCUGCAGGGUUGUUCCACGCUGGGGUCGUGGAUAAAACGACACUGGAUACACUUCGCCAGGGUAACAGGGGUGGGCAGGACCUCAGGCAGCUAGAGCACGUGAGGAUCUACCUGGAAGGCAGUGGCUGCAUCGCUGGGGUGACUGUGCCCUCCACCCAGGAGGUCAUGACCUUCCACGAAGCCAGCAGGAAAGAGCUCAUCCCCACAGUGUUUGCAGCCCAGCUGCUGGAGGCACAGGCCGCAACUGGGUUCCUGCUAGACCCCCACAAUCACCAAAAGCUGUCCGUAGAUGAGGCCGUGGCUGUGGGCCUGGUGGGCGAAGAGCUGCAAGAAAGGCUCUUAAACGCCGAGAAGGCUGCCACAGGCUACAAGGACCCUGACUCAGGAGACACAAUCCCAUUGUUCCAGGCCAUGCAAAGGAAGCUAGUCCCAAUGGCAGAAGCCCUGAGGCUGCUGGAGGUGCAGGUGGCCACGGGCGGCAUCAUCGACCCACAGCAACACCACCGGCUCCCAUUACAGACAGCCUACACACGUGGCUGUCUGCACCAGGACACUUAUGCACUUAUCGCUGAUCAGAAACACAUGAAGAAAAGGUUUGUGGACCCCAACACACAGGAGAAGGUCACGUAUCAGGAGCUCCAGGAGAGGUGCCAGAGGCAGGAGCACACAGGAUGGGCUCUGUUCCCAGUGGUCAGGGACACACAGGAGCCUGAGUACAUUGACGACGCCACCAGAAGGGCUCUCGAGGCAGAGCAGGUAGAAGUAACAGCGGGGAGGUACCGAGGCCAGAAGCGAACAGUCUGGGAGCUGCUGAACUCAGAAUAUGUGACGGAGGAAAGAAAGCUCGAGCUGGUGAGAAUGUACAAAAGGGAAACAGCAAGACCACUGCAGACGGUGGUAAAAGAGAUCUUAGACAUCAUCAAAAAGCAUGAAACCAGCAGUGAGCAACUGUGGUUCCGAGGGAUCAGAAGAAACAUCACAGCCUCUGAGCUAGUGAGCGCAGCUGUCAUCACCAGAGAGACCCUAUGGGAACUGGAAUCAGGGAAACGCACACCGCAGCAGGUCAUCGCAGAUAAGCAGGUGAAGCGCUACCUGGAGGGCACCAGCUGCAUCGCGGGCGUCCUGGUGCCCGCCAAGGACGAGCCCGGUCGUCAGGAGAAGAUGAGCAUCUACCAGGCCAUGUGGAAGGGCGUGCUGCGGCCCGGCACGGCCCUGGUGCUGCUGGAGGCGCAGGCGGCCACUGGCUUCGUCAUCGACCCGGUGCGCAACCAGAAGCUGUCCGUGGAGGAGGCGGUGGCCGCGGGCGUGGUCGGCAGGGAGGUCCGGGAGAAGCUGCUGUCUGCUGAGCGCGCCGUCACCGGCUACACCGACCCCUACACCGGGGAGCAGAUCUCCCUCUUCCAGGCCAUGCAGAGGGACCUGAUCGUGCGCGAUCACGGCAUCCGCCUGCUGGAGGCCCAGAUCGCCACGGGCGGCGUCAUCGACCCCGUGCACAGCCACCGUCUGCCCGUGGACGUGGCCUACCAGCGUGGCUACUUCGACGAGGAGAUGAACCGCAUCCUGGAGGACCCGAGCGAUGACACCAAGGGCUUCUUCGACCCCAACACGCACGAGAACCUCACCUACGUGCAGCUGCUGCGCCGCUGCGUGCGCGACCCGGACACCGGGCUCUACAUGCUGCAGCUGGCGGGCCGGGGCUCCGCCGUGCACCAGCUGAGCGAGGAGCUGCGCUGUGCCCUGCGCGAUGCCCGCGUGACCCCAGGGUCGGGGCCCCUCCAGGGCCACAGCGUCUCUGUGUGGGAGCUCCUCUUCUACCGCGAGGUGCCCCAGAGCCUGCGCCAGGACCUGCUGGGCAGAUACCGGGCGGGCACGCUGACUGUGCAGGAGCUGGGUGCCACGCUCACCUCGCUGCUGGCCCGGGGUGAGGAAGGGAGCCCGCACGCGGACCUGCGGGGGACCUUGCGUGUGGCCACCAUGGAGGUCAAGGUGGGCCACCUCCGGGGGCACGCGGUGCCCGUGUGGGACGUGCUGGUAUCCAGCUACGUGAGCGGGGCCACCCGGGAGGAGCUGCUGGCCCAGUUUGCCGCGGGGACCCUGGCCUUGCCCGCGCUGACCCACCGGCUGACCACCAUCAUCGAGGAGGCAGAGGAGGCUGACAGGGUGCGGCCAGGGCUGGAGGACGCCUCGCCCAACCAGCGGGGGCCGGGUACACCUGGGCGACGGGAAGGCAGCUCGGGGCGCUGCCCGCACGAGGCUGAGGCUGAGGCUGAGGCUGAGGUCGAGGCCGAGACCGAGGCCGCCAGGCACCGCCAGGAGCAGGCCCUGCGAGCCGCCACCAUGGAGGUGGGCUCCGGGCAGUUCCGGGGGCGGCCCGUCUCUGUGUGGGAAGUCCUCUUCUCCUCGUACCUGAGCGAGGCCCGACGAGACGAGCUCCUGGCCCAGCACGCGUCCGGCACCCUGGGCCUGCCCGAGCUCAUCGUCCUCCUCAGCCAGGUCAUCGAAGAGACCGAGCAGCGCCUCAGCCGGGUGUCCUUCCGCGGCCUGAGGCGCCAGGUGUCCGCCUCCGAGCUGGGCACGUCCGGGAUCCUGGGCCCCGACACCCUGCGCGAUCUGGCCCAGGGCACUAAGACCCUGCAGGAGGUGACGGAGAUGGACUCCGUCAAGCGCUACCUGGAGGGCACCAGCUGCAUCGCGGGCGUCCUGGUGCCCGCCAAGGACGAGCCCGGCCGUCAGGAGAAGAUGAGCAUCUACCAGGCCAUGUGGAAGGGCGUGCUGCGGCCCGGCACGGCCCUGGUGCUGCUGGAGGCGCAGGCGGCCACCGGCUUCGUCAUCGACCCGGUGCGCAACCAGAAGCUGUCCGUGGAGGAGGCGGUGGCCGCGGGCGUGGUCGGCGGGGAGGUCCGGGAGAAGCUGCUGUCUGCUGAGCGCGCCGUCACCGGCUACACCGACCCCUACACCGGGGAGCAGAUCUCCCUCUUCCAGGCCAUGCAGAGGGACCUGAUCGUGCGCGAUCACGGCAUCCGCCUGCUGGAGGCCCAGAUCGCCACGGGCGGCGUCAUCGACCCCGUGCACAGCCACCGUCUGCCCGUGGACGUGGCCUACCAGCGUGGCUACUUCGACGAGGAGAUGAACCGCGUCCUGGAGGACCCGAGCGAUGACACCAAGGGCUUCUUCGACCCCAACACGCACGAGAACCUCACCUACGUGCAGCUGCUGCGCCGCUGCGUGCGCGACCCGGACACCGGGCUCUACAUGCUGCAGCUGGCGGGCCGGGGCUCCGCCGUGCACCAGCUGAGCGAGGAGCUGCGCUGUGCCCUGCGCGAUGCCCGCGUGACCCCAGGGUCAGGACCCUUCCAGGGCCACAGCGUCUCUGUGUGGGAGCUCCUCUUCUACCGCGAAGUGCCCGAGAGCCUGCGCCAGGACCUGCUGGGCAGAUACUGGGCGGGCACGCUGACUGUGCAGGAGCUGGGUGCCACGCUCACCUCGCUGCUGGCCCGGGGUGAGGAAGGGAGCCCGCAUGCGGACCUGAAGGGGACCUUGCGUGCGGCCACCAUGGAGGUCAAGGUGGGCCACCUCCGGGGGCAUGCGGUGCCCGUGUGGGACGUGCUGGCAUCCAGCUACGUGAGCGGGGCCACCCGGGAGGAGCUGCUGGCCCAGUUUGCCGCGGGGACCCUGGCCUUGCCCGCGCUGACCCACCGGCUGACCACCAUCAUCGAGGAGGCAGAGGAGGCUGACAGGGUGCGGCCAGGGCUGGAGGACGCCUCGCCCAACCAGCGGGGGCCGGGUACACCUGGGCGACGGGAAGGCAGCUCGGGGCGCUGCCCGCACGAGGCUGAGGCUGAGGCUGAGGCUGAGGUCGAGGCCGAGACCGAGGCCGCCAGGCACCGCCAGGAGCAGGCCCUGCGAGCCGCCACCAUGGAGGUGGGCUCCGGGCAGUUCCGGGGGCGGCCCGUCUCUGUGUGGGAAGUCCUCUUCUCCUCGUACCUGAGCGAGGCCCGACGAGGCGAGCUCCUGGCCCAGCACGCGUCCGGCACCCUGGGCCUGCCCGAGCUCAUCGUCCUCCUCAGCCAGGUCAUCGAAGAGACCGAGCAGCGCCUCAGCCGGGUGUCCUUCCGCGGCCUGAGGCGCCAGGUGUCCGCCUCCGAGCUGGGCACGUCCGGGAUCCUGGGCCCCGACACCCUGCGCGAUCUGGCCCAGGGCACUAAGACCCUGCAGGAGGUGACGGAGAUGGACUCCGUCAAGCGCUACCUGGAGGGCACCAGCUGCAUCGCGGGCGUCCUGGUGCCCGCCAAGGACGAGCCCGGCCGUCAGGAGAAGAUGAGCAUCUACCAGGCCAUGUGGAAGGGCGUGCUGCGGCCCGGCACGGCCCUGGUGCUGCUGGAGGCGCAGGCGGCCACCGGCUUCGUCAUCGACCCGGUGCGCAACCAGAAGCUGUCCGUGGAGGAGGCGGUGGCCGCGGGCGUGGUCGGCGGGGAGGUCCGGGAGAAGCUGCUGUCUGCUGAGCGCGCCGUCACCGGCUACACCGACCCCUACACCGGGGAGCAGAUCUCCCUCUUCCAGGCCAUGCAGAGGGACCUGAUCGUGCGCGAUCACGGCAUCCGCCUGCUGGAGGCCCAGAUCGCCACAGGCGGCGUCAUCGACCCCGUGCACAGCCACCGUCUGCCCGUGGACGUGGCCUACCAGCGUGGCUACUUCGACGAGGAGAUGAACCGCGUCCUGGAGGACCCGAGCGAUGACACCAAGGGCUUCUUCGACCCCAACACGCACGAGAACCUCACCUACGUGCAGCUGCUGCGCCGCUGCGUGCGCGACCCGGACACCGGGCUCUACAUGCUGCAGCUGGCGGGCCGGGGCUCCGCCGUGCACCAGCUGAGCGAGGAGCUGCGCUGUGCCCUGCGCGAUGCCCGCGUGACCCCAGGGUCAGGACCCUUCCAGGGCCACAGCGUCUCUGUGUGGGAGCUCCUCUUCUACCGCGAAGUGCCCGAGAGCCUGCGCCAGGACCUGCUGGGCAGAUACUGGGCGGGCACGCUGACUGUGCAGGAGCUGGGUGCCACGCUCACCUCGCUGCUGGCCCGGGGUGAGGAAGGGAGCCCGCAUGCGGACCUGAAGGGGACCUUGCGUGCGGCCACCAUGGAGGUCAAGGUGGGCCACCUCCGGGGGCAUGCGGUGCCCGUGUGGGACGUGCUGGCAUCCAGCUACGUGAGCGGGGCCACCCGGGAGGAGCUGCUGGCCCAGUUUGCCGCGGGGACCCUGGCCUUGCCCGCGCUGACCCACCGGCUGACCACCAUCAUCGAGGAGGCAGAGGAGGCUGACAGGGUGCGGCCAGGGCUGGAGGACGCCUCGCCCAACCAGCGGGGGCCGGGUACACCUGGGCGACGGGAAGGCAGCUCGGGGCGCUGCCCGCACGAGGCUGAGGCUGAGGCUGAGGCUGAGGUCGAGGCCGAGACCGAGGCCGCCAGGCACCGCCAGGAGCAGGCCCUGCGAGCCGCCACCAUGGAGGUGGGCUCCGGGCAGUUCCGGGGGCGGCCCGUCUCUGUGUGGGAAGUCCUCUUCUCCUCGUACCUGAGCGAGGCCCGACGAGACGAGCUCCUGGCCCAGCACGCGUCCGGCACCCUGGGCCUGCCCGAGCUCAUCGUCCUCCUCAGCCAGGUCAUCGAAGAGACCGAGCAGCGCCUCAGCCGGGUGUCCUUCCGCGGCCUGAGGCGCCAGGUGUCCGCCUCCGAGCUGGGCACGUCCGGGAUCCUGGGCCCCGACACCCUGCGCGAUCUGGCCCAGGGCACUAAGACCCUGCAGGAGGUGACGGAGAUGGACUCCGUCAAGCGCUACCUGGAGGGCACCAGCUGCAUCGCGGGCGUCCUGGUGCCCGCCAAGGACGAGCCCGGCCGUCAGGAGAAGAUGAGCAUCUACCAGGCCAUGUGGAAGGGCGUGCUGCGGCCCGGCACGGCCCUGGUGCUGCUGGAGGCGCAGGCGGCCACCGGCUUCGUCAUCGACCCGGUGCGCAACCAGAAGCUGUCCGUGGAGGAGGCGGUGGCCGCGGGCGUGGUCGGCGGGGAGGUCCGGGAGAAGCUGCUGUCUGCUGAGCGCGCCGUCACCGGCUACACCGACCCCUACACCGGGGAGCAGAUCUCCCUCUUCCAGGCCAUGCAGAGGGACCUGAUCGUGCGCGACCAUGGCAUCCGCCUGCUGGAGGCCCAGAUCGCCACGGGCGGCAUCAUCGACCCCGUGCACAGCCACCGUCUGCCUGUGGACGUGGCCUACCAGCGUGGCUACUUCGACGAGGAGAUGAACCGCGUCCUGGAGGACCCGAGCGAUGACACCAAGGGCUUCUUCGACCCCAACACGCACGAGAACCUCACCUAUCUGCAGCUUUUGCAAAGAGCGACUGUUGACCCUGAGACCGGGCUUCUUCUUCUCUGUUUGUCUGGGAGGUGAAUGGACUCUUCUUUUUAUGAUUCAGAGCCUUAAGGGCAUGUAUUGGUUUAGUUUUUUAUGUUUCCAAUUUUUUAUUGUGUUAGGAUUUUUUUUACCUGUCAGUUAUAAUUUUCAAAUUUUUAAAGUCACCUUGCACUGUUUUAUCCAUAUGCCUACCUUUUACCUUGUCUUUCUUCCUUCUUCUACUUGCACUUCCUUCUUUUUCUUCGUGGUGUCUUUGAAUACGUCCAACAGUUCUCCUGUGUUAGUUUUCAAUAUUAUUUUUAUUUCUUGGAAUAUUUGCAGGUUUCUUUUCCUGAUUCUGUGGCUAUGUUUAUAAUUAAAAAUUCUUUUCUAUGCACCCUUGGCAUAGCAUGCUUAAGUGUA
Messenger RNA from Lemur catta (Ring-tailed lemur), 12433 nucleotides. RefSeq names its product epiplakin 1 (gene EPPK1). Gene Ontology annotation, cellular component: membrane; cell junction; keratin filament. NCBI's taxonomy places the organism in Eukaryota, Metazoa, Chordata, Mammalia, Primates, Lemuridae. The coding region runs from base 44 to 12067 and encodes 4007 amino acids. The record is from RefSeq and is a predicted model, not a curated record. Gene Ontology annotation, biological process: intermediate filament bundle assembly; wound healing. The transcript has a single exon. Gene Ontology annotation, molecular function: keratin filament binding; structural molecule activity.